Messenger RNA from Pectinophora gossypiella (pink bollworm), 1094 nucleotides. RefSeq lists its product as uncharacterized. NCBI's taxonomy places the organism in Eukaryota, Metazoa, Arthropoda, Insecta, Lepidoptera, Gelechiidae. The transcript has a single exon. The record is from RefSeq and is a predicted model, not a curated record. Bases 91 to 534 code for a protein of 147 amino acids.
CUUAUCCACCACACGUCCAAUUUGACAUUGUCUAAACAAAUGUAAGGCCAAAAAAUAUUCAACUAAAAAUCUGUUACAAAAUCCUUAAUAAUGUCUGACAUAGUAUUUCAUAAGAGCUGCUACACGUCCAGGAGUCCAGGAUACAAAUACCGGACAUUGGCCACUAACACUGGAGAAAAGAAACGAAGAGAUAGCAAGGAAGACAAUGUGUUCGACACAAAAUUCAAAGAACUGCGAAGAGCAAUCGUUUCCCGGGUCGACAAGCACUUCGGCGAGUCCCAACGCGCGCGUGAUUCGAUCUUCGACAAAUUCGACAAAAUCGACUCGAAAAUAAACACGAUGCUCGAACUACAAAAUACGGUGAAAGUGCUAAGGAAAAACCUUUGGGCGGCGGAAAAUAUCCUAGCUGAUGUGCAGGAGAAAGUUAAUAAGCUGUCUCUAGACCUAAACUCAUCUACCACUACCACCUUCACGGACUAUCCGAGGAAAGAGGAGUCGCUGAACGUUAUCAGUUCCACAAUAACGCAUAUCUAAUGCAACAUUACAUCUGCAUCCCCGAUGGUGUAUAUUAUAUACACCCACUUCUCGCCAGCUAUGUUUCAAUCCUAUGUAAUAUGGUAUAUGUGAUAGGGGCGAACCUGUUGCCAUUAUCCGGAUACAAGUCCUGGAAACCACGUUAUGUCAAUUAUCAAUGAUCCAAACAAGAGCUGAAACUCAUAAAAUUGAAUGCAAAAAUGUGUUAAAUACUGGUAAGUUACUCAUCAGAAUAGUAAUAUAAGAAUAACUUGUGCAGUAGUAGAUUAUGAACACCUGUACUACGACCCACUGCAGGACAAAUCGAAAGAAGUGCACAGGUCUACGAAGCUCCACUACGUAUUAGUGGCGAUUUAUGGCUUGAGAGAAAACGCUAUAUAAGCUUUUCAUCUAUACAAAUAUAUUCCCAAGUCUCUUUGGAUGAUGACAUUUUUACCUAUAUUAAAACUAAGCGCCUUUUAAAAUUUCUAUGGAAAAAUCAAAAAUGGAAUGAUGGCCUGACGGGUAAAAAAAUCUCUCAGCUUCUCAUUCUUUAUCCAGAGAGGAAACAGGGGAAUACA